Ostertagia ostertagi is the source of this 2058-nucleotide messenger RNA. The record is from the annotation of a GenBank genome assembly. Lineage: Eukaryota; Metazoa; Nematoda; Chromadorea; Rhabditida; Trichostrongylidae.
AAAUUGAAAGAACCUCGUCAAGUGACAACAAUUGCAAUAGGUAAUGUGGACGAAGGCGAGUCGUCGGAUCUGGACAAGUCUGCUGGAGACGGGCAGGUCGUCUACGCCGAUGCAGACACAGGAGGGGUGUUGGUGACAGUUAGUCGAAAAGGUACCCGCUCUGUGUCGGCGGAUUCGCCACGAAAGACUCCUACCCCUGAGCCUUCGGUUCUCAGUCCGCCUACAAGUCAACCUAGUGCAGCCUCACGACUAGCUGCAGUUUCUGGUAAAAAGCCAACUUUCCUGAGUGUUGUUGAAGAUGCAAAGGGAAAAAAGAUCAUCAAUUAUUUGGAGCAUUUUAAGCAUGUUCGUCGAGCUGCCUCGGCUGCUGCUCGAACACGCGCUCCUUUGGACAUGCUUGAAAAAGCAGGACCACCGCCGUCAGUACUCGAUAAAGCUACAAAGAUGGGCUUGGAUUUCUCAACAGCAGUGGAAAAGUACAAGGAAUAUGUCGAAAGUGGGGCAGUGCAGAAGGAGAAACAUCGCUCUCAGACCCCACCGUUGAAGAGAAAAGAAAGUCGUUUUUCCAAAGCGGUAGAUAAUUGGAAGAGCAAUCGAGCCAGAAAGAAGUGGAAGCAGGUACUAGAUUCCGAUGAGGUAACAGCUGGAUAUGAGCUGGAUUUCCUACGUCUGAAGCAGAUGGAUUCCGAAGAUAAGGACUCAAUAGAUGGUGGUGUGAAGUUGUGGAUGGGAAAGGAUUACGUGAACUACAUUCAUAAGGACUUCAUCGAAGUGGAUUUGCCCUUUCAUGGUACGAUACUGUGGCUUUUAUUAAAGACAUGGAAGAGUAAGAGUAUCAUAGAGUCCACAUCCGUCAAAUGUGGUACAUGUAAGAAAAAGAAAGAUGACGCGAACAUACCCUAUCUCCUCCCGAAAAGCUACGAGAAUCUAAAGGUUCCCCGUGUGUUCAAAAAUCCAGCGUUCAGCUAUAACGUUGACAUUCAGUAUUUGGAAUUUUCUUUCCUUUGUUGUAUUUCUGAACUUAUUUGGUUUUCCAACUUUGAAACCCUUUCAUUGCAGCAUUUCAUCUAUAUUGAAAACCAGUUCUUUGUCUCAAUGAUCGAUUCGAACGAUGUGCUUAAUGAGAUCUGUAAAGUUAUCUGCAAUCGUGUGAUCAGAGCAUAUAAGGAAAAACAACCAUUUCGGGUUUACAUAAUGAUUCCGCUUCUGCCUGGUUUCGAAGGGAAUGUUGGGGCACCUGGAGGCUCCUCUUUACAAGCCGUUCUACAUUGGACCUAUCUUUCACUCAGUCGUGGCCCUAAUUCCUUAUUCGAGCGUUUGAAAGCGGUUGUUCCCAAUCCACACGAUUACAUCUCUGUGUGUUCUCUACGAGGAAAUGACAUCCUGUGUGGGAAACUGGUUUCUGAGCUGAUAUACGUCCAUUGCAAGCUGCUUAUAGUCGACGACGAACAUGUUAUAAUCGGGUCUGCUAAUAUCAACGAUAGAUCACAGGUAACAUUUCCCUCAUUCUGUUGGUGUGCUGUUGUGUUCUCGGGACACCCGAAACUGAGCAUCAAUAAUGAACGGGAAAGACCGUACGCAGCAGGAAAGUUUGCGAAAUCUCUUCGGGUUCAAUGCAUGCAGGAGCACUUGGGUUUGUUACCGGAUUCACGAAGUCCCUCUCAUUUCAAAUACGAUGUCUGCUUGGACGAUCCUGUGGCGGAGUCCUUUUUUGUUGACGUUUGGCAGAGCACUGCACGGUCAAAUAUGCUCAUUUAUGAAGAAGUAUUCCGGACAUAUCCAACCGACAACGUGGAAACCUUCGAAGAAUUUGAAAAAUGGACGGGGCAAAUGCCUCUUGCAGAGUAUUCACCACAGCAAGCUCAGGAGAAAGCUGAGGGACGUGAAUGGUGUCCUGGUGGAAUUCCCUUUGAAUUUCUUAUGCAAAGCGAAUCUUACGCCGGGAAUCACUUCAAAGGAAGGCCUUGUACCAAGUGCUGUAUUCACGUGAAGCUUUUUGCUCCCUGUCGCCACAAUUGCAGUCGUACCUCUAUGUACUUAUUGUCUAUGUGCAAGUAA